AUGCCCUGUGACCAAUUUUCUGCAUACUUAAAAGAAGUGUUCAUCAAACUGUAGUACAGUACACUGGUGAUGUUUGGAUGGGCCACCGGUCAGCCGCCCGACCGGUCUCGAUUCCAUCGUCAACGGGCUCUCCGCCCGCCGCCUCGUUGGUCUCCUCGCCGGCGACUCGGUUUCUCCCCCGCCGGCCUGAGCCAGCUGCCGUUAAAAUGGAUGACGGCUUCUCACGUCCAGGAUCCGUGAAGAGCGGUGGGAGUGAGACACAGUGAGUUCGAGUUCGCCGCCGGCUCGUGCGGGACGCAGAGGCCACCCUGCUCACCCAUGGCCGGGCGACGCCGCGGCCGCGGGCAUCCUCGACGGCAAGCACGGCCACCGCUUCCGCCGCCGCCAGGCGAACCCUUACCGCUGGAACCCACCAACCUCAGGGAAGAUGCUGCUGGGGAGAGGACCUCUAAGAAACCCUGCCACACCUCAAGCUCUUCCUCUGCUGCCAUGUGUGACCCUGAUGUUUGGGCAGAUCUUCUGGAUAGCCUGCUUCACCACAUAAUUGCCGUGUUUAGCUCAUUCCAUGACCUCCUUGCUUUUAUUGGCACCUGCCAUUCUUGGCGUGCUGCGCUCUCUUCCCUUCCACCUGCAUUUAGCUUCAACUUCCCACCUCUCCACCUCCGACCAGAUAUGGGUGAUCCUCAUCUCCACGGUAGCUCCGUCAAGCACAGCCUUCUAUCCAAUUGCAAGUGGCAGCUUGUUGAUCCUGCAAAGCGAACCUCCUCCCUUCACCGUUUAGCGCCUCGAUACCUUAGGGGCCGUAUGUGCUACCUGGGCUGCUCAUAUGGUUAUUUUAUACUCUCGAAUUUGGAGCAAUGCCUCCUUGUUGAUGUCUACAGUGGUGCUACCGUGAGGCCUCCCAGACUCAAAUUCAGUGGCAACCAUGAAAUCUACUAUGGAAUCCUCGUAGCUCCCAUCAACUCACCCAAUUCGCAUCUCCUCCUUUUCUCUAGAUCAUCCAUGUUCCAGUGGCAAGUUGGAACAAGCUCCUGGCUGGAGCACACUCUUGAUUGCGAGCGCAUCCUUCAGAUUGUGUUCUUCAAAGGUGACAUGUUUGCUAUGGAUUUCCUUGACAGGCUCCAUAGGAUACGCUUGGCACAUCAGCUCACCGUGCAGGAAGUGCCAGCUGUCUGGGAAGAGGACACAGUUGCUGGUCUAAUAAAAAUUAAUAAACCAUGGUUGGUGGUAUGUGGUGACAUGCUUCUCUUGGUUGAGCUCUCAGCCUGCAGGAAUGCCUUCUUUGGCUACUCCGCCACCUUCAAAGUUUUUCGCCUUAACUUUUCAGUUGAACCAGCUAAGUGGGUAAAAGUGGAUAAUCUGGGAAAUAAUGCCCUCUUUAUUAGCUUUGAUAGGAGGAAUCCAACAUUUUCUUGUAUGAACCCCGAAAGAUGGGGAGGGAAGAGCAACUGUAUUUACUGUGCCGGCGCGUCUGCAGACUCUGAUGAAGCUUGGAGUGUGGUCGAGCUUCAUCAGGAGCUACCUUGCACAUGCACAGCAGUGGGCUGUUCAUACAGAUCAAAACCUAUCCCGGCACCUAGUGUCCAUAGCAAUGAAUUACAUAGCCUUUGGGUGCUCCCCAGUUUGGUUUAUGGCGAUGGGCAGUGACCAUCGUCUUUGCUUACCUUGGAAGUUCAGCUCCUUGCGCUGCUGUCUUUGUAUGAUGCAUUGUCUGGGUCCUGGAGCUGUGAUGGUUUCUCAGCUUGGCAUAUGGUGUACAGCGUGUAC
Molecule: messenger RNA, 1767 nt
Organism: Setaria italica (foxtail millet)
Lineage: Eukaryota; Viridiplantae; Streptophyta; Magnoliopsida; Poales; Poaceae
Exons: 2
Coding region: 319-1647 (442 amino acids)
Source: RefSeq, a predicted model, not a curated record